Molecule: messenger RNA, 1076 nt
Organism: Puma concolor (puma)
Lineage: Eukaryota; Metazoa; Chordata; Mammalia; Carnivora; Felidae
Gene: LZIC
Product: leucine zipper and CTNNBIP1 domain containing
Biological process (GO): negative regulation of Wnt signaling pathway
Cellular component (GO): cytosol; nucleus; beta-catenin destruction complex
Molecular function (GO): beta-catenin binding
Source: RefSeq, a predicted model, not a curated record
GGCGGAAGUGCUCCUACUGCGAGCGUCCGCCGGGUCCGGACCCUCAGCCGACUCCACCUCCAAGUGGUUUGAACUUUGAGCUUCUUGUAGCCCCGAUGAACAAUUUGGCUUUCGUCAAGUUUGUGACACUUGGAACUUCAACAGUUGGAGAGAUCAAAAUGGCUUCCAGAGGAAAGACAGAGACAAGCAAAUUAAAGCAGAAUUUAGAAGAACAGUUGGAUAGACUAAUGCAGCAAUUACAAGAUCUGGAGGAAUGCAGAGAGGAACUUGAUACAGAUGAAUAUGAAGAAACCAAAAAGGAAACUCUGGAGCAACUAAGUGAAUUUAAUGAUUCACUGAAGAAAAUCAUGUCUGGAAAUAUGACUUUGGUAGAUGAGCUCAGUGGAAUGCAACUGGCUAUCCAGGCAGCUAUCAGCCAGGCCUUUAAAACCCCAGAGGUCAUCAGAUUAUUUGCAAAGAAACAACCAGGUCAACUUCGGACAAGGUUAGCGGAGAUGGAUAGAGAUCUCAUGGUAGGAAAGCUGGAAAGAGGCCUGUACACUCAACAGAAAGUGGAGAUACUAACAGCUCUCAGGAAACUUGGAGAGAAGCUGACCGCAGAUGAUGAGGCCUUCUUGUCAGCAAAUGCAGGUGCUAUACUCAGCCAGUUUGAGAAAGUGUCUACAGACCUCGGCUCUGGAGACAAAGUUCUUGCAUUGGCAAGUUUUGAGGUCGAAAAAACAAAAAAAUGACCUGGUGUGGAAGCUUGGGACAUUGAUCACAUUCUUGCUGUAAAUGGCAUUUGUCUCAUAGGGAUUUUGAAUCAUUGCAAAGACAUCAAGAGAUUCUUGAAAUACAUUGAUAACCUGAGAAACGGUGAUGGAAAACACACUUGUGGCUUCUGGUUAUACCCUUCCUCGUCGUGCUUCAGGGCUGCUUGCCUGAGUGAUCCUAGAUGGGCGGGAUGAGGAACCCAUUGGGCCUUAUUCAUCAUGUCUUGUGUGUUUGAGAGAAGGAACAGAAAACAGUCUCUCUGCCUGUUUUUAUUAAGCCUCCUUGUUUUAAGUGCCGAUAGUAAAUGAAAAGAUGUGAACUAA